This is a messenger RNA of Stylonychia lemnae, 1533 nucleotides long. The record is from the annotation of a GenBank genome assembly. Lineage: Eukaryota; Ciliophora; Spirotrichea; Sporadotrichida; Oxytrichidae.
AUGUAGCUUUUUAUACUGUACGAAAGUGCAUCAGGAUAUGCCCUCUUCGAAAAGGAAGAUUUUGAUGAGCUUGGAGGUCAAAUGAAGGCCAUUCAAAAAUCAAUCUCCAGUUUAGAGAGAUUCUCUAAGAUGGUAAAGCUUGCUGCUUUCCAACCAUUCUAAACUGCAGAGGAAGCCUUAGAUAAUAUCACUGCUAUUGCUUAGAAUAAAGUGCCAAAGACUCUCAAGAACUUUUUGCAAACAAAUCUUCCAGCUACCAAAUCCUCUAAGAAGCAAAAGUUCCUCUUAGGUAUUGCUGAGCCAAAGAUGGGUCAAGAAAUUUUCGCCGAGUCUGGUUUCACUGCUGCAUACAAUGAGUCCAUUGAAGAACUACUCAGAGGAAUUAGAACUCACUUGCCAAAGAUCUUGAAGAAGGUCAGCGAGGAAGAUUCUAGAAGAGCUCAACUAGGUCUUGCCCAUUAAUACUCAAGACAGCAAUGUGCUGCUGAUGUGAACAGACAAGACAAGCCAAUUAUCUAGGCUAUUGCUUUGAUCGAGACUAUGGACAAAAACAUCAAUACCUUCUGUAUGAGACUUAAGGAGUGGUUCUCAUGGCACUUCCCCGAGCUCAAUAGAAUCGUUAACGACAACUUGAUUUUCGCAAAGUUAGUUCACUUUAUUGAGAAGAGAGAGAAUAUUAAUGAAGAUAUGAAGGACGGAUUAACAGCCAUCGUUCUCGAUGAAGAGAAGGCUUAAUAAAUAAUUGAGGCUGCUAAAAUCUCAAUGGGUCAAGAAAUGUCUGAGACUGAUGUUCUCCAAGUAAAGAGUUUCUCAGAGAGAGUUGUUGAUCAAAUCGAAUUCAGAGAGAGACUACAAGAAUAUCUUAAAAACAGAAUGAACGCCGUCGCUCCAAACUUGACUGCUCUCAUUGGUGAGAUGGUCGGUUCAAAGCUUAUCUCUCAUUCAGGAAGUUUAACAAACCUUGCUAAAUGCCCAGCAUCAACCAUCCAAAUUCUCGGAGCCGAAAAAGCACUCUUCAGAGCUCUUAAGACCAGAGGUAAGACCCCCAAGUAUGGUCUUAUCUUCAACUCAUCCUUCAUUGGAAGAGCUGGUCAGAAGAACAAGGGUAGAAUUUCUAGAUACCUUGCAAACAAAUGCGCUAUUGCUGCAAGAAUCGAUUCAUUCACUGAGGGCACCCAUCAAACUAACUUGUUUGGUGAGAAACUUAGACAAUAAAUGGAAGAGAGACUAUUAUUCUUAGCUUCAGGAGCCAAGCCAAAGAAGAAUACCGAUGCCAUGAAAGAAGUCAUUGAGGAACUCAAGAGAGAGGGUCUCUAUUAUGAUGGAUCUGCCAAGGCAAAGACCUCAGGGAAAGAUAGCAAGAAAGACAAAAAGAAGAAGAAGGUAGAAUCAGAUGAUGAAGCAGAGUCAUCUGAAGAUGAGAAACAGAAAAAGAAGAAGGAUAAAAAGAAGGAUAAGAAGAGAAAGAGAGACGAAUCAGAUGACGAAGAAGUUGAGGAAGUUAAGCCAAAGAAGAAGAAGCAAAAGAUCUGA